CGGUGCGUUUUUCUUUCUUCCUUAGACGGAGUGCUCCAUUACUUUGAAUGACACGGCCGAUAUAUGUAUAUAUAUUUUUUUCUACCGAAAAUUAAUGAAAUAUGCCAUAGAUAUCUCUCUCUCUCUAUCUAUCUCUCCAGCCUCUAUACAGUACUCCCUCCGUUCCAUAAUUCUUGUUGAAAUCUUACAUUUAUCUAGACACUUUUUAGGAAUAGAUACAUCUAUUUUUGGGCAAAUUUGAGACAAGAAUUAUGGAACGGAGGGAGUAUCUUUUUGAAUUACCUAGCGGUAUACAGGUGUGUAUCCUCUCCGCCCACGGAAUUCAAAAGUAAGCCUUAGACGUCAUUCCCAAUCCAAGCAGUACUUGCUUAACUAGCCGUAGAUCGUCAAAGGAUAAUAGCUUAAGACCAGUUCUUCAUUUGUGACCAGCGCUCUGCUGGCAUGAAGAGCACCAGCCAGCCAGUGGGCCGGAUCGGCGAAAAAGUCUCCGCCUCGAUCUGAGCCCAACAAACCCUAGCUAAAGCUAAUAAGCUAGUAACUCCAACAGCUGCUCCGGCCUAUCAGAGAAGCUAGCUCUCCUAUAUAUACACGCAGACACAGACGUGUACGCUGGGGCACCAGAUCCGUACCACACGGCAGGCCGUACGGACAACAAGCACUUUUAUAACAAGCUAACGAGGCUUAGCAACUAAACGUCACUACUUACCCAAGUUGAUCAGAGCAAGAGCAAGAGUAAGAGAGAGAGAGAUGGCCGGCGGUGGAGCGAAGGUGGCGUCGCACGGCGCGUUCCAGGGGGAGAGCCCGCUGGACUACGCGCUGCCGCUCAUCAUCCUGCAGAUCUGCCUCGUCGUCGUCGUCACCAGAGGCCUCGCGUACCUCCUCCGCCCGCUCCGACAACCCCGCGUCAUCGCAGAGAUCAUCGGAGGGAUCCUGCUGGGCCCGUCGGCGCUGGGCCGGAGCACCAAAUUCCUGAACGCCGUCUUCCCGGCGCACAGCAUGACGGUGCUGGACACGCUGGCCAACCUGGGCCUCCUCUUUUUCCUCUUCCUCGUGGGCCUCGAGCUGGACCUCAACGCCAUCCGCCGGACCGGCAAGAAGGCCCUGGCCAUCUCCCUCUCCGGCAUCGCCGUCCCCUUCGUCAUCGGCAUCGGCACCUCCUUCGCCUUCCGCGCCACCGUGCCGGGCCUCGACGAGUCCCCUAGGGGCCCCUUCCUCGUCUUCAUGGGCGUCGCGCUCUCCAUCACCGCCUUCCCCGUCCUCGCCCGCAUCCUCACCGAGCUCAAGCUCCUCACCACCGACCUCGGCCGCAUGGCCAUGUCGGCCGCCGCCGUCGACGACGUCACGGCAUGGAUCCUCCUCGCGCUCGCCAUCGCGCUCUCGGGUUCCGGAUCGCCGAUCAUCUCCCUCUGGGUGCUCCUCACCGCCGUCGGCUUCAUCGUCGCCGUGUUCGUGCUCCUCCGCCCGCUGCUGGCGUGGAUGGCGCGGCGGUGCCCUGAGGGCGAGCCCAUCAAGGAGGUCUACAUCGUCGCCACGCUCGCCAUCGUCCUCGCCGCGGGGUUCGUCACCGACGUGAUCGGCAUCCACGCGCUGUUCGGCGCCUUCAUCGUCGGCAUCGUCGUGCCCAAGGACGGGCCGUUCGCCAACGCGCUCAUCGAGAAGGUGGAGGAGCUCAUCUCGGGCCUCUUCCUCCCGCUCUACUUCGUCUCCAGCGGGCUGAAGACCAACGUGGCCACCAUCAAGGGGGCCAAGUCAUGGGGUCUCCUCGUGCUCGUCAUCCUCAACGCCUGCGUCGGCAAGAUCGGCGGCGCCGUAGCCACUUGCCUGCUGGUCAAGAUCCCGGCCAGGGAGGCGAUCACCAUCGGCUUCCUGAUGAACACCAAGGGGCUCGUGGAGCUCGUCGUGCUCAACAUCGGCAGGGACCGCAAGGUGCUCAACGACGAGGCGUUCGCCAUCAUGGUGCUCAUGGCGCUCUUCACCACCUUCAUCACCACCCCCAUCGUCAUGGCCGUGUACAAGCCGGCGCGUCCCUCGAGCUCGGUGCCGUACAAGCGCCGCACCGUCGACGGAGAAGACGACGAACACAGCGGCGGCGACCUGCGCAUGCUCGCCUGCUUCCACGGCAGCCGGAACAUCCCCACCCUCCUCAACCUCGUGGAGCUCUCGCGAGGCACCCGCGGGCGCCACCACCUGGUCAUGUACGCCAUGCACCUGGUAGAGCUCACGGAGCGCUCGUCAGCCAUCUCCAUGGUGCACCGGGCGCGCCGCAACGGCAUGCCGUUCUUCAGCGUGACAUCGUCGGAGAGGACAACGAUGGAAGUCGCCUUCGAGGCAUUUCAACAGCUAAGUCCGGUGCGAGUGCGGCCCAUGACGGCCAUCUCCGUGCUGGACACCAUCCACCGGGACGUGAUCGACAGCGCCGCCGCCAAACGCGCCGCCAUCAUCAUCGUGCCGUACCACAAGGCGCUGCAGCACGACGGCACGUUCCGCUCGCUGGGGUCGGCGUACCACGCCAUGAACCGGCGGGUGCUCCGGGAGGCGCCCUGCUCCGUGGCCAUCCUCGUCGACCGCGGCCUCGGCGGCCACUCCCAUGUCUCCGCCAAGAACGUGGCCUUCUCCGUGGCCGUGCUCUUCUUCGGCGGCGCCGAUGACCGAGAAGCGCUGGCCUACGCGAUGCGCAUGGCCGAGCACCCGGGAGUCGCCGUCACCAUGGCGAGGCUGCAGCCCAACCGCCCGCUCCUCGAUGAAGCCGAUAGUGCCGCCGCCGACGAAGCGGCGGUCGAGGCGUUCAAGGCCAGGGCGGCUGCCGUCGAUGAUGGGUCUAUGAAGUUCGAGGAGCGGGAAGGGGGUACCAAGGAGGACGUGGUGGAGGCCAUCGGCUCACUGUCCAAGUGCAACGUGUUCGUCGUCGGCCGGAUGCCGCCGACAGCGCCGCUGGUGGAGAACCCCGAGGAGCUGGGCCCCGUGGGGAGCUACCUGGUAUCGCCGGAGUUCAAGACGGCGGCGUCGGUGCUGGUCAUCAAGAGGUACGACCCGGCAACGAACCCGAAGAGCAUGAGGUUCGACCCGAAGGUCAGGCCGCAGGUGGCGACGGACGAGGACAUGAUCGACGAGGAGAUGGGCAGCGGCAGCGGAAGCGCCAUGGUGGUGCCGGCGUCCCCUUCGCCGAGCGAACUCGCCUGAGGAGCCGACCGAGGGCCAGUGUGUCUGAAACGGAACAGCCAUGUAAAGAAACGGCUCCCUUCUGUUCUGUCUGAAUAAAGCAGGUACGAUGAGUAUGUUCAUAUGUUGCACAAAUUAUUUAUACAGACUAGCUAGCUAGUUGAAGGCUUCCAUUGCGAGCA
Molecule: messenger RNA, 3341 nt
Organism: Brachypodium distachyon (stiff brome)
Lineage: Eukaryota; Viridiplantae; Streptophyta; Magnoliopsida; Poales; Poaceae
Product: cation/H(+) antiporter 19-like
Exons: 2
Coding region: 748-3180 (810 amino acids)
Biological process (GO): proton transmembrane transport; regulation of pH
Cellular component (GO): endomembrane system; membrane
Molecular function (GO): antiporter activity
Source: RefSeq, a predicted model, not a curated record